AUGACGCGCAAGUUCUGGGAGCGCAUGAGCGGCGCUCAACUCAUCUUCAUGGUCAACUUUAUCGUGGCCUGGGGCAUUUUCUUCGAAGGGUGGAAUCAGGGAAGCAUGGGAUUUGUUAACAGCACCCCGACAUCCAACAUCGUCGCUAUUUAUUACCUCGGUGCCACUAUUGGCGGUCUUCGGGGCGGCCACGUUGCCGACCAGUAUGGCCGUGUUAAAGCGGUGAUAUUAGGGGUGCUAUUUGUCCUUCUUAGUGGAUCGCUAAUAGCCGUAGCCGAAAACAUCGCCUAG
Molecule: messenger RNA, 291 nt
Organism: Penicillium daleae
Lineage: Eukaryota; Fungi; Ascomycota; Eurotiomycetes; Eurotiales; Aspergillaceae
Exons: 3
Coding region: 1-291 (96 amino acids)
Molecular function (GO): transmembrane transporter activity
Source: RefSeq, a predicted model, not a curated record